Molecule: messenger RNA, 2091 nt
Organism: Hypomesus transpacificus
Lineage: Eukaryota; Metazoa; Chordata; Actinopteri; Osmeriformes; Osmeridae
Gene: rxfp3.3b
Product: relaxin family peptide receptor 3.3b
Exons: 1
Coding region: 134-1363 (409 amino acids)
Biological process (GO): G protein-coupled receptor signaling pathway; immune response
Cellular component (GO): membrane
Molecular function (GO): G protein-coupled receptor activity
Source: RefSeq, a predicted model, not a curated record
CAAAGCGUAAAGAUGCAGACUUCUCUACAGAUGUUGAGUACUUAUGAAAAACAUUUACUGCCUAACUGUAAUGUUGUACAUUUGAGUACUUCCGAGUCCGACUAUCUUUACCGUCAGGAGCGUAAUAGGUGAUAUGCAACCGGCACACAGAUUAAUGCUGGUGAAGGCACCCGGGAUUGUCUUGUUAACGGAGAGGAUGGCGGAUUUGUGGAACCAUACAGGCAGCUUAUACAACCGAUCGGGUAUGAUCCCGGAUCGUUUCAGCAGUUUGGAGGACAUAGAUAUUCCCGCGGACGGUAGUCCAACUUUACGCAUCAUGAUUUCCAUAGUGUAUUCUGUUGUGUGCGCAGCAGGUUUGGUUGGAAAUCUACUGGUCUUUUUCUUGAUGAAAGUGAGACGAGGAAGGAAGAGGUCCACGAUCAACUUUUUCAUACUUAACCUGGCCAUGACAGACUUUCAGUUCGUUCUGACCUUGCCUUUUUGGGCGGUGGACACAGCCAUGGACUUCAGUUGGCCAUUUGGAAAUGCAAUGUGUAAGAUCAUUUCCUCAGUCACUGUAAUGAACAUGUACGCAAGCGUGUUCUUUCUGACUGCUAUGAGUGUUACUCGCUACUGGUCUGUUGCCUCGGCUCUGAAAGACCGCACGCGGAACAGAUACUGCUCGGUGAGAUGGGUGAGCGCAGUGCUCUGGGUCUCGGCCACCGUGGCUACCGCACCAACUGCUAUAUUCUCCACAGUGACAAACGUAGCUGGUGAAAAACUAUGCCUUCUCAGAUUUCCAGAAGGCCAUUACUGGUUGGCUCUGUACCACUUACAGAAAAUCCUCGUUGCCUUCGUUUUUCCCAUGCUCAUUGUCACAGUUUGCUAUUUACUGCUUCUCCGGUUCGUUCGUUUAAGGAGCAUGAACAACAACCACAUAAAAAGGAGGUCUAGAGUCACAAAAUCUGUAACCAUUGUUGUCCUAUCCUUUUUUUUGUGCUGGAUGCCAAAUCAUGCUAUUACAUUCUGGGGUGUUUUGGUGAAAUUCAAUGUUGUUAAUUGGGACAAGUCGUAUUAUAUUGUUCACACAUAUGUUUUCUCUGUGACGGUUUGCCUUGCGCAUGCCAACAGCUGCUUGAACCCAGUGUUGUAUUGCCUUAUGCGAAGAGAGUUCAGAAAAAUGCUGAAGGAUUUAUUUUGGCGGAUGUCUUCACCAGUGAUGUCAAACUCCUGUCAAGUGCGACCGUUUUCUGGAACUCUUAAAAUGGACCAAGAUGAUACCCAGAUAGUUAUCCCUUUGAAUGUCAUGGAAACCGACCAGUGUCAACUAUCAAUUGAAAACGGACCAUGUGAAUCUUCCGUUGUCAACCAGCUCCGUAGGUAACUUGACUUGGCGCACAGAAAACGGACUGGGAUUAUUUACAGUGCAAAGGACUUUCGAUGACCAAGUGUACUAGGGUACCAAACUACACUUUCUCGAACUUUAAAAAAAAAUGUGAUCAAACAACACCUGUGCCGAAUUGCGCAAAGGACACAUGCGCCGCACUUUGUUUCCUGAUCGUCCUAUUGUAUGCUUAAGCUUCUUUGCAGCGCGUAUAGUUGUGUUAUAAUUUGACUCGAGUAAAACGACGUUUCGAAAAAUCUUCAGUUACCUUUCAUGAGAAUAAUUCUUAUAAGAUGUUGUUUAAAUCCACGCCCAAGUGUGUUUUAAGGCUAUACGUUUUGGGGGGCUGUAUUUUUUAUGGCCACUUCGAACGUAGGCCUAAUGUUCCAGUGAAAUUCUCUACAUGUUUUCACAGUAUUCUAUUCUAAUCACUUUCCGUGCUUUGCGUAGUUGUGGCUGUACACCCGCAAGGACAUGAAAACAUUGUUGAUCACGCACUCACUGCGACUUAACACCGCAAAACCACACGUAUGGUUGCGCAAUUGAGCUAAAAAAAAAAACACGUUGAAUGUUGUAAGUAUUAAACUGAAUUAGGCCUCCUCAUGAAACAUUCGUAAACAUUUGUGACGUCCAUGUUUUUCAAAAUUGUAUGUGACAGGUGCCUGUGAAACAAAUAAUGUGUAAACGAAUGUAAAAACUGCCAAGAGCAAGGGGCGAAUAAAAUGAUU